Molecule: messenger RNA, 3877 nt
Organism: Acanthochromis polyacanthus (spiny chromis)
Lineage: Eukaryota; Metazoa; Chordata; Actinopteri; Pomacentridae
Product: NACHT, LRR and PYD domains-containing protein 3-like
Exons: 10
Coding region: 287-3196 (969 amino acids)
Molecular function (GO): protein binding
Source: RefSeq, a predicted model, not a curated record
AGAAGAGGAACAUGAAAGUUUUCAGUGAGCUCAGAGUCCGUUUUAGAGUUGAUAGAGAUUUACAGAGUUGAAAACCAGAUGAUCCUUGUUACUGUAAACGUCGGUGAAAUCCUGCAGCAGAAAUCAUCAGUUUUGGGGCCACAGGGUCAUUUUACUGUCCAGAGUUCAUCUCUGAAACUUCCUUGAUGAAGGUCUGAGGGCUGUGACUGUAAAUAUCAUCAUGUGGUUUCCAGUCAACAGGUGAUUGGCUGAUCCAGUGCUGCUGGUUUAACUCUCAGACUGAGCGAUGAAGACGAGUGAUUUGGAGGAAGAGGACGGAUCAGAGCCUCCAGCAUCUAACCGUCUGUCUAUGAAGAAUGACAAAGAUCCUCCAGACUUCAGGAAAGAACCUGGACUCUCAGACACAAAGAUAAAAAUCUUGACACCUCCAGAAGUCCUACUGGGGAUUUUGCAGGAUUUAGGGGCAGAGGAGUUCAAAGAAUUCAAGUUUUUCUUGUGGCAGAAGGGGGCGCUAGAAGACUUCCCAGCAAUCCCAAAGUGUGACCUGGAGAAUGCAGACAGGAUGGACACAGUGGAUGAAAUGUUGAAGACCUACUGUAUCAACACCAUGAAAGUCACUGUGAUGGUGUUGGCGAAGAUAUCCAAGAAUGAUCUGGUGCAGAACAUCCCAGAAACCAUGAAAAAACCUGCAGAGAUUCUUACUGGAUGUCAAGACAAACUCAGGUCUAAGCUGAAGAAGAAGUUCCAGUUUGUGUCUGAGGGGAUCGCUAGAGCAGGAAAGAAAACCCUUCUGAAUGAGAUCUACACAGAGCUGUACGUCACUGAGGGAUGGACUGCAGAGGUCAAUGAUGAACAUGAGGUCAGACAGAUUGAAGCAGCAUCCAGGAAAUCAGACAGAGUAGAAAGAAGCAUCAGAGCAGAAGACAUCUUUAAAGGCCGAGCAGGAAGUGAUGAAGAACUCAGAACAGUGAUAACGAAGGGAGUGGCUGGCAUCGGGAAAACCGUGUUGACACGGAAGUUGACUCUGGACUGGGCUGAGGACAAAUCCAAUCAGGACAUCCACUUCAUGUUUCUGUUUACCUUCAAAGAUCUGAAUAAUCAGAAAGAGAGAAAGUUCAGUUUGGUGGAACUUGUUCAUCACUUCUUCAGUGAAACCAAAGCAGCAGGAAUCUGCAGGUUUGAAGACUUCCAGGUUGUGUUGAUCUUUGACGGUCUGGAUGAGUGUCGCCUUCCUCUGGACUUCCACAACAAUGAGGUCCUGACUGAUGUUACAGAGUCCACCUCAGUGGAUGUGCUGCUGACAAACCUGAUCAGGGGGAAUCUGCUUCCCUCUGCUCGCCUCUGGAUAACCACACGACCUGCAGCAGCCAAUCAGAUCCCUCCUGAAUGUGUGGACAUGGUGACGGAGGUCAGAGGGUUCACGGACCCACAGAAGGAGGAGUACUUCAGGAAGAGAUCCAAAGAUGAGGAGCAGGUCAGCAGGAUCAUCUCUCACGUCAGGAAAUCACGAAGCCUCCACAUCAUGUGCCACAUCCCAGUGUUCUGCUGGAUCACUGCUACAGUUCUGGAGAAGCUGCUGAGAAGCAGAGAGGAAGGAGAUCUGCCCAGAACUCUGACUGAGAUGUACAUCCACUUCCUGGUGGUUCUGGUCAAACAGAAGAAGGUCAAGUAUGAAGGAGGAAAAGAGACAGAUCCACACUGGAGUCCAGACAACAGGAAGAUGAUUGAAUCUCUGGGAAAACUGGCUUUUGAGCAGCUGCAGAAAGGAAACCUGAUCUUCUAUCAGUCCGACCUGACAGAGUGUGGCAUCGAUGUAAGAACAGCCUCAGUGUACUCAGGAGUGUUGACAGAGAUCUUUCAAGAGGAGAGUGAACUGUACCAGGACACGGUGUUCUCCUUCGUCCAUCUGAGUGUUCAAGAGUUUCUGGCUGCUCUUCAUGUCCAUCAGACCUUCAUCAACUCUGGAAUCAACCUUCUGGAAGAACAACAAACAUCUCGAUUGUCUAAACUGUUUAAAAAGAAAGUUGAUCUAAUAGCAGCUUUCUACCAGAGAGCUGUGGACGAGGCCUUCCAGAGUCCAAAUGGACACCUGGACUUGUUCCUGCGCUUCCUCCUGGGUCUGUCACUGCCAUCCAAUCAGAAGAAACUACGAGGUCUGGUGAGACAGACAGGUAGCAAUUCACAGACCAAUCAGGAAAUAGUGGAGUACAUCAAGAAGAAGAUCAGGAAGCAUGUGUCUGCAGAGAGAAGCAUCAAUCUGUUCCACUGUCUGAAUGAACUGAAGGAUGUUUCUCUAGUGGAGGAGAUCCAACAGUCCCUGAGAUCAGGACGUCUGUCCACAGAUGAACUGUCUCCUGAUCAGUGGUCAGCUCUGGUCUUCAUCUUACUGUCAUCAGAAGAAGAUCUGGACAAGUUUGACCUGAAGAAAUACUCUGCUUCAGAGGAGGCUCUUGUGAGGCUGCUGCCAGUGGUCAAAGCUUCCACCAAAGCUGAGCUUAGUGACUGUAACCUGUCAGAGAGAAGCUGUGAAGCUCUGUCCUCAGUUCUCAGCUCCUCCAGUCUGAGAGAACUGAAUCUGAGUGAAAACAAGCUGCAGGAUUCAGAAAUGAAGAGUCUUUCUGCUGGACUGAAGAGUCCAGACUGUAAACUGGAGACUCUCAGAUUAAAGAGCUGCAGUUUGUCAGAGAUCAGCUGUGAUUCUCUGAUCUCAGCUCUGAAGUCCAACCCCUCACAUCUGAAACAUCUGGACCUGACUAGAAACAAGCUGCAGGAUUCAGGAGUGAAAUGUCUAUGUGGUUUUCUGAAGAAUCCAGACUGCCGACUGGAAAAUCUGGACUUGAGGAACUGCAGUUUGUCAGAGAUCAGCUGUGAUUUUCUGAACUCAGCUCUGAAGUCCAACCCCUCCCAUCUGAAACAUCUGGACCUGAGCUUCAACAAGCUGCAAGAUUCAGGAGUGAAACAUCUGUGUGGUUUUCUGAAGAAUCCAGACUGCAGAUUGGAGUAUCUGGGAUUGAGGAACUGCAAUUUGACAGAGAUCAGCUGUGAUUCUCUGGUCUCAGCUCUGAAGUCCAACCCCUCCCAUCUGGAACAUUUGGACCUGAGAAAAAACAACCUGAAGGAUUCAGGAGUGAAACAUCUGAAUGAUCUUGUGAAGAAUCCAGACUGCAGCCUGAAGACUCUGAGCUGGAAGUGGUGAUGAUCAGGACAGUGAGUGCUGAGAGGAUGAAGUGUGUCCUGAAGAUCCAGACAUGGACUAAGAUGUGAAGAACUACUUUUUGUAACAACUUGUAAGACAGAAACCAGAGGAUAAAAUGUGAACAAAGUGGAUUUAAUCACAGGUUCCCUGAGGAGUCUGAACAGAGUAAAACAUGUUGAUCUUCUCUGGAUUUUGGUGUAAAAUCAGUAAACUCUGUUUGACUUCAGUGAACAACAGACUGAAUGGAGGCAACAGGACAAUUUGUUCCUUCAUCACAGCUGGAUCAGUGUAAAUAUGUUUCUUUGGUUUUCUUCUCAUUGUAAAUAUUCCCAUUUCAUCAUGAUGCUCAUCAGCAGGGAGAGUUUGACUGUAUUUCUCCACAGUGCUGAUUUACUGCUUCAACAGACUGACUUGAUGAAAGAUUGAAGUCCUUCAGCAGGAUUUACUGACUGGACAUUUCAACAACAGUCAGUUUUAACACACUUAAUACAGUUUGUUUGUUUGUUCCCACAGAGUGAAUGAAGUGUUUUGUGUGUUUUUAUUGCAGAAAAUUGUUGAAAGCUGCAGAAGAAAAGUGAUGUGACAGUUGAAGUGAAAAUCAACACAUUUCAGUCUGCAGGUUUAUAACAAAGUUCCAGGAAGCAGCAGUUUGAGCAGAAAUAAACCUGAGUGGAAACUGAA